Budorcas taxicolor (takin) is the source of this 2054-nucleotide messenger RNA. It is a transcript of the gene UCK1, whose product is annotated as uridine-cytidine kinase 1. The coding region runs from base 84 to 1031 and encodes 315 amino acids. Lineage: Eukaryota; Metazoa; Chordata; Mammalia; Artiodactyla; Bovidae. The transcript is spliced from 7 exons. Gene Ontology annotation, cellular component: cytoplasm; cytosol. The record is from RefSeq and is a predicted model, not a curated record. Gene Ontology annotation, molecular function: ATP binding; kinase activity.
CCGGGCGGGGGGCGUCUCCGACCUUUGCGCGGCGGCGGCGGCGGCGGGAGCCGGGAGUCAGAUGCGGUCGAGCAACGCCGGAGAUGGCUUCGGCUGGAGGCGGCGCCUGCGAGGGCGCCGGGCCCGAGGCGGACCGCCCUCACCAGCGGCCCUUCUUGAUCGGCGUGAGCGGCGGCACCGCGAGCGGCAAGUCCACUGUAUGCGAGAAGAUCAUGGAGCUGCUGGGACAGAAUGAAGUGGAUCACCGGCAGCGCAAGCUGGUCAUCUUGAGCCAAGACAGGUUCUAUAAGGUCCUGACUGCGGAGCAGAAGGCCAAGGCUUUGAAAGGACAGUACAACUUCGACCACCCAGAUGCUUUUGAUAACGAUUUGAUGCACAGGACUCUGAAAAACAUCGUGGAGGGCAAAACGGUCGAGGUCCCCACCUAUGAUUUUGUGACCCACUCAAGGCUUGCGGAGACCACGGUGGUCUACCCUGCAGACGUGGUCCUGUUUGAGGGCAUUCUGGUCUUCUACAGCCAGGAGAUCCGGGACAUGUUCCAUCUGCGCCUCUUUGUGGACACUGACUCCGACGUCAGGCUAUCUCGGAGAGUUCUCCGGGAUGUGCAGCGGGGCCGGGACCUGGAGCAGAUCCUGACUCAGUACACCACGUUUGUCAAGCCGGCCUUCGAGGAGUUCUGCCUGCCGGUACCGCCUUCCACUUGCCCAGGGACCUCCUUUCCCCCCUUGUCAGAAGGCCCCCCGGUGCCCAUUCUGAGAGCCGAGUCGUGGACAGACGCCGUCUGCUGUAUACGUGGAGAAACAAAGAAGUACGCAGACGUGAUCAUCCCUCGAGGGGUUGACAACAUGGUGGCCAUCAACCUCAUCGUGCAGCACAUCCAGGACAUCCUCAACGGCGACAUCUGCAAGUGGCACCGCGCGGGGGCCAACGGGCGCAGCCACAAGAGGACAUUCCCGGAGCCGGGGGAGCACCCCGGGGUGCUGGCCUCGGGCAAGCGCUCGCACCUUGAGUCCAGCAGCAGGCCCCACUGAGGAACGGGCUGCUCGGCACCCGGCGGGCCCAGAGAGGCCCGCCUGCCCCAAAACACGCGGCCACGGACGGGGCGCUGUCAGGGUCCCGGCUAGCUAACCCUGGACGAGUCAUCCAGGCGGUAUGACAGGUUCUCUGCCAGCGGCCCUGACCUCCUCUCCCGCUUCCGGUCACAGGGGCUGGAAGCGCUCUUUGCUGCUGAGAAAGGCCACAGAACGUGCGGUACGAAAGGCCCAUGUUUGGGAGAACAGCCUGGUCGCCAUGAUUUUGACGGUGAACCCCCGGCAAGAGAGACUAGUGUGACCUGGUUCACUCACGUGUAACUGGAACACAAGUUUGAAGAUAACCCUCUUCCGUUUUACUUGUUAUACAACCACAUUUUCUGUUUACUCUGGUUUCCUAACACCAUGCUCGCUGUGACCUAGUAACCCAACUUCAUGACCCACCAGUGGGUCGUCGUCCUGGUACACACUGAUCUGGUACGCAAGGAGCCACAGAGAGGCGUCCUUCCUUUUGGCCUGUGCUCCAAAGGCAGAGCCAGGAGGGAGCCCUGGGGAGCAAACUUUUCCUUAAGCAGCACCAAACACACAGAUGGGGUCCCCCUGCUUUCCUGUAAGCAGUAUCCUGCUUGGCACCCUGGAGCCCAGGCUGCCAUCUGGACAGGCCUUUCCUGGUGUUGCCCAUGGCCAAGGUGUGUGUGGAUCAGGAAGCGUGAGCAGAUGCUGUGGCCCACAGUGGCCCUGUGCUUGCCUAGUGACCUUGCCUAGUGGUCUAGGCAAGUGGCCCUGUGCUUGCCUAGUGACCAGACACUAGUGGUCUUGUCCUGGUUUGUGCCCCAUUCCAUGUGGCAACUGUUACUGUAAAAGUGGUCCCUCCCCUUUGCCGCCAGCUUUCAAGUACUAGUUACACAGGGACGUUGGGUGAGCUUGGCUGAGCUCGAGGGCCGGUUCCUGAUGACUAUGACGGGUUUGUCAAGUUUACUGUUCUUUUUGGAGAGAGAACCAAUAAAUAACACCAAAUGUGAA